This is a messenger RNA of Patiria miniata (bat star), 3618 nucleotides long. RefSeq names its product glutamine--tRNA ligase-like. Gene Ontology annotation, cellular component: cytoplasm; cytosol; aminoacyl-tRNA synthetase multienzyme complex. The annotation marks the transcript as partial. The record is from RefSeq and is a predicted model, not a curated record. The transcript has 20 exons. NCBI's taxonomy places the organism in Eukaryota, Metazoa, Echinodermata, Asteroidea, Valvatida, Asterinidae. Gene Ontology annotation, biological process: glutaminyl-tRNA aminoacylation; translation. Gene Ontology annotation, molecular function: ATP binding; glutamine-tRNA ligase activity.
UUCGAAUGCAUACGGAAACCAAAAAUCAAGGGUGAAAGUGCAGUAAUGUCGAACUCCGGCGAUUUUAUAAACUUGUUUACCAGUAUUGGACUGAGUGAACAGAAGGCGAAGGAAACCCUGAAGAACGAGUCAUUAGCGAAUGACUUGAAACAAGUAAUAAACGAGGCCAAAAGGCACAAUGGAGGCGGUACGAUUGACAAAGCGUGUGGUGCAUUGCUGUAUCACAUUGCGACACGGAUGAAGAAUAAAAAUCGUCUGGGGUUUCUCCUGGAAUACGUUAUCAACAAGGGACUGAGUUCCGAACCUCAACUGACAGCUGCACUUGAUUACUUCAAGUCGCAUCCGACGGAUCCCAUUGACGUGAAGGCGUUUGAGUCGGCAUGUGGCAUUGGUGUUGAGAUCACCCCAGAGCAGGUUGAAGAAGCCGUGGAAGUUGUGAUCAAAAAGCACAGUGCAGGAUUGCUGGAGAAGAGAUAUCACUACAACAUGGGCAGCAUCAUGGGGGAAGUUCGUCAGAGCCUGAAGUGGGCGGAUGGGAAGGCCAUUAAGAGUGAAGUAGACAUGCAGGUCCUGGAUUUACUGGGUCCUAAGACGGACGCUGACAGGGAGAAACCAACAAAGGCAAAGGAGUCGAAGGGAAAAGGCAAGACAAAGGAGGAACAGAAGAAAUCGGAGCCUGAGAAGGAGUUGGAAUCCCCCGCUGAGGGCGGGGCUGAAAACAUCAACCAGCUCAUGGGGGAGGCGGUGAAAUUCCACAAACCAGGGGAGAACUACAAAACUGAUGGUUACGUCGUCACGCCUAAAACCAUGGAGAUACUGAAGCAACAUCUGGAGCUCACCGGUGGUCAGGUACGAUCACGUUUCCCUCCCGAACCCAAUGGCAUUCUACACAUUGGUCAUGCUAAGGCCAUCAACUUUAACUUUGGCUAUGCAAGGGCCCACGGCGGUAUCACCUUCUUGCGCUACGAUGACACCAACCCUGAGAAGGAAGAGGAGAAGUUCUUCACGGCGAUCCUGGACAUGGUGCGGUGGCUGGGCUACGAGCCUUACCAGGUCACCCACGCGUCUGAUUACUUCCAGGAACUCUACGACUUAGCGGUGGACCUUAUACGCAGGGACUUGGCCUACAUAUGUCACAUGCGACCUGAGGAGAUCAAAGGUUACAACAACCCAGACUCGCCGUGGAGGGACCGACCCAUCGAGGAAUCUCUCAAGCUGUUUGAUGACAUGAGACGGGGUAAGAUAGCCGAAGGCGAUGCCGUCCUUCGCAUGAAACACACCCUGGCAGAGGGGAAGAAAGACCCGGUGGCUUAUCGGAUCAAGUUUACCCCUCAUCACAGGUCCAAGGAUAAAUGGUGUAUCUAUCCAACCUAUGACUACACUCACUGCCUGUGUGACUCACUGGAACAUAUCACACACUCCCUGUGCACUAAGGAAUUCCAAUCCAGGCGCCAGUCAUAUUACUGGCUGUGCAAUGCACUGGAUCAAUAUUGCCCUGUGCAGUGGGAGUAUGGACGACUUAACAUGAACUACACUGUGGUAUCGAAGCGGAAGAUCGGGAAACUCAUUGAACACGGUAUCGUCAGAGACUGGGAUGACCCCAGACUGUACACCCUGACUGCGCUGCGACGGAGAGGUUUCCCAGCUGAAGCUAUCAAUAACUUCUGCGCCAAGAUUGGAGUGACGAUGUCACGGGUGACCUUUGACCCUUCUCUGCUGGACUCCUGCGUCAGGGAUUACCUCAACAACACGGCCCCCAGGGCGAUGGCUGUGCUGGAACCCCUCAAGGUCACUAUCCUGCCCGAACGAAAGCUUGAGGAGCUGAGCGUUCCUGUGAUUCCUCAUGACAGCAGCAAGGGAACACGCAAGAUGCCCUUCACGUCCGUCAUCUACAUUGAGCAGAGUGACUUCAGUGAGAAUCCUGAGAAGGGAUAUCGGCGGUUAACCCCAUCCCAGCCGGUAGGCCUGAAGUACGCGGCUCAAGUCCUGACAGUGCAGUCCAUAGUCAAAGACGAAUCCGGUCAGGUGAAGGAGCUGAAGGUGACAGCCCAGUCCGUGGAUACUACCUCCAAACCCAAGGGUUUUAUUCACUGGGUGUCGGAACCUGUGGAAUGCGAAGUCAGAAUCUAUGGCAGACUGUUCAAACACAAAAACCCAGAGGACCCAUCUGAAGUGCCUGGAGGUUUUGUGACCGAUUGUAAUCAGGAUUCUCUGAGAGUGAUACCCAACGCCCUCGUGGAUCAAUCGGUCAAGGGAGCCAAAGUCUACGACAAGUUUCAGUUUGAGAGAAACGGUUACUUCUCAAUUGAUCCUGACUCAACACCAGAAAAGAUUGUUUUCAACCGAACUGUUGCCCUCAAGGAAGAUGUGGGCAAGAACUGAAGAUCAUCUCCAGUAAACUAGACGAUGUUCUCACUACUUGUCCAAUAUAGAACCAAGAAUUCUUUUAAGUGACAUUUUGUCACAAUAUAUAUUAUAUACCUUUGAACCACUUGUCUUAUUUGACAUAAGUUUUUGGCACAACAUAACAAAUUUAUCAGCCAAUAUGCCGUCUGAUACAUUGCUUGGAGAAAAAAGGUCUCAACAAAUAUUUGCUUUGCAAAUAAAAUUGCCUCAAAAGAAAAGCAAUGUUUCAGUGCUAGACAUAAAAUUAGAGUCACAAACAAAGGGUGUCAUUGACCUAAACCAUGAAUUGUGACUAAUUAGAAAUUAGAAGGGAAAAAUGCGUUUAAAUUAAUAGACAAUUUUAAUAGAUGUAGCAGUUAGGAAAGGUUGCAUUUAGUGGUGAAUGAAAUGGAACUAUGCAAUUGUAUUUCUCAGAGAGAAACAUCUCCAAUCAUGCGCCUGAAAAUCUUUAUUUCUUUUGGGGAAACAAAAUCCAAAUUUCUUUUGAAAAAAAAACUUUCUUGCCUUUGAUUUUGUCUAUAAAUUGUAAUUGUGCACUAUUUCUUUGGUAAAAUUUGUUUUACCAUUAAAGUGGCUUGCACCCAAAUUACAAUUUUUUUGGGGGGGGUGCCAUUUAAAGUUUCAGCUUACUGCAGUAAUGGGUAUGAAAUGUGGAGUGCCGUGGCCUCGUGGUCGGAAGAAUUGAAUUUGUGGUCUGCAGGUAAUUCUGCAGGUUGUGGGUUUGAGUUCAGCCUGGGGUUGUGGUGCGUGUGCCCUUGGGCAAAACACUUUGUCACUCAUUGCUUCUCCCCACCCAGGAGUAAAUGGGUACCUGUGAGUGCAGAGAUGGUUAAAAAUUGUGGUUGGUUUUAACUGCUUUGCGCCGAAAUGGCAGCAUUGAGGUGUAUACUCCCCAGGGAGCUGAGAUGGUAUUUGGAAUGUUUCAUUGUCCCACUGAGUAGGGUAAUGACUAUGUAGCGCCUUGAGCACCAAUACUGGUGGAUAUGUGCGCUUUAUAAAUACACAUUAUUAUUUCCUUCAUGUGUUGCUUUGGUCAUAUUCGAACUCCUACAAUUUCGUUUUUUUUUCCGUUUCGAUCUUAUCUUUUUCUCUGUGUCACUUAACAUUUUUUUUGUCAUCUUUAUUUCUGUCAAAAAAUACAAAGUAAUUUUUUUUGGACAUGUAUUAUUCACUCACUAUUACAAUAAAGCUUUUGCUGGCAUUUGUACUAUC